CGCCCGGGGGUCACGGCCGCCCGCCGGGAGCGGCCCCGUCCGGUCCGGUCCCGGGCGCUCCUGACGCGGCUCCCGGGCGCUCUCGCCCUGCCGGCGGCAAUGAGGGCGCUGCCCCCGCGCUGGGCGGCCCUGGCUGUGCGAGCGGCGGGCGGGCAGUGGGCGCCGCCCGUGCCCCGCCGCGGUCGCAGCGGCCCCGGCCCGCCCCCGCCGCGGGAGUGGGCGCUGUCGGUGAGCCCGCGGGGGCGGCUGCGGGUGCGGCUGCCGUGCCAGGUGAGCGUCCGCCCGCUGGACCCGCAGCGCUGCCCGGGCGCCGACCGGGUCCUGGUGGCCGUGAGCGGCGGCAGCCCCGGGCGGGAGCGGGAUCGGGACCCGGUGCGGGUGGAGCACGACGAGGCGCUGGGGCAGGUGGCGAUCCUGGCGGACAGCGUGGACAGCAAGACCGCCGUGGACGUGCGGACGCCGGUGAAGUUCGAUUUGGAUAUCAAAACGUCAGGGACUGGCUGCGUGAAGAUUCAGAAAAUAGAAUGUGAUAACUGCACAAUAGAAACAGAGAAGGGGACGAGUGUCCUGCAGUCAAUAAAGAGCCAUAAAAUUGAUAUAAGGACAAAUGGUGGCAAAGUAAUUGGUCUUGGGACACUUUAUGGCAACACAGAUAUUUGUGCAACAGAAAAGGGGAGUGUAAAUAUAGAGAAGCUGCAGGGGACAACCAUCAAUAUAUCUACUGAAGAUGGGCUGCUGAAAACUAAAUAUCUCUAUGCAGAAUCAGCAUCUCUCUCUUCAGAAUCUGGUGAUAUUAUGCUGGGAAGUGUUCAUGGUAAUACCAACCUUCAGACCAAAAGAGGGAGUAUCACAGUUGAUUCGUCAGAUGGAAGUCUAAAAGCUUCUACAUGUCAUGGGACAAUAGAUGUUUAUGUCAGUCAAUUAAGAAAAGUGGAUCUGAAAUCCCAGAAAGGUUCAAUUACAGUCAAGGUACCUGCAUCUCUCAAAGCCUAUUUAGAGCUGUCUGGAAGAAAAGUGGAUGUGAGCUCAGAGAUCCAGUUAAAAGAAACACAGAGUGCCUCCAAAGAUGAUCAUGUAACUCUAAGUGGUCACAUGAAUCAAAGGGAUGAAACAGACAAAUGGAUUAAGGCUGACACACAAAAUGGCAAAGUGUGUCUUAAAAGCCAAAGCUGGAUCCAGUCUGUCAAACUGAAGAGUUCUUAAAGGUGAAAUAGGCCAAAGAGAUUAAAUCAAGAAACUACAAAGGAACAUUUCUGUAAAAUUAUGAAAAGUUUUGGAUGAAUAUUCUUAAUAUAAAAGAGAAACUAUUAAAAAUUAGAGAAUUUUAACCCAAGACUUGCUUGUGACAGUGCUGGUGCUAAACAGUCUGGUUUACUUUUAGUGCCUUUUAGGAAAGAGAUGAUCUUACAUAUUCAGAAUUCAUAUAACUUGACCCACUUACCAUAUCAGUUUAAAAGCUGGUAGCUUUCAAACAAAAGUUUGGAGUCAUCAUUUAAAAAUUUAAAAAAGCAUUUUCAACACUUCC
Messenger RNA from Camarhynchus parvulus, 1525 nucleotides. It is a transcript of the gene FAM185A, whose product is annotated as family with sequence similarity 185 member A. NCBI's taxonomy places the organism in Eukaryota, Metazoa, Chordata, Aves, Passeriformes, Thraupidae. The transcript is spliced from 8 exons. The coding region runs from base 100 to 1203 and encodes 367 amino acids. The record is from RefSeq and is a predicted model, not a curated record.